This is a messenger RNA of Lonchura striata (white-rumped munia), 1913 nucleotides long. Lineage: Eukaryota; Metazoa; Chordata; Aves; Passeriformes; Estrildidae. The record is from RefSeq and is a predicted model, not a curated record.
AUGGCGGCGGGGCUGUGGCGGCGCGGGGCGCUCUGGGCCGCGCUGCUGCUGCUGGCGGCGGCGCAGGAGCCGUGGCGGCAGCUGAUCCAGUGGGAGAACAACGGGCGGCUCUACAGCCUCCUCAACAGCGGCGCCGAGUUCGUGCCCGCCGGGCAGGAGCGGCCCGCGGGCAGCCGCCUGUGGCUGGCGGGGACCGCGGGGACCGCGGGGACAGCGGGGACAGCGGGGACGGGCGGCAGCGUCCGCCGCCAGGCGCCCGCCUCGGGGACAGUGCGGGGACAAGCGCGACAUCCCUUCGGGUUCGGCCAGGUGCCGCCCAACUGGCGGGACGGGCCGCUGGGCGACGGCGCGGGGGGACAGCGGCGACAGGCGGGGCGCGGGCGGCAGGCGGGCGCGACAGCCCCGGGGGUGGCCGUGUCGUCGUUCGCCUUCGCCUCGGCCGGACAGCCGCCCUUUGUCGCCGCGGGGGUGGCGGGGCAGCCGCCCUUUGUCGCCGCGGGGGUGGCACCGCAAGCGGAGCGCCCCGACGGUGUGCCCGCGUCGCGGAGCGCGCCCCGCGCGCUUCCCGAGGAUUUCGGGGAGGAGCCGCAUCCCUACGGAGCCGCGGGAGUGCCGCUGGACCGCCGCUACUCCCACAGCCUGUACCACGACGCCGACGCCGAUCCCGGGCUGGGAUCCAUGGAAAAUCUGGGAUUCGGGGCGCAAUUCCCGCCCCAGGAGGCGCAGCCGCCGUUCCGGGCGCCCGAAUCUUUUGGGGUGGCUCACCCCGAGCCCUUCGCUCCCGAAAUUCCACAGGCGGUGCCCGACAGCCAAGCCCGGCUCAGUGUGGGCAGCGUCUACCGGCCCAGCUUUGGGGCGCGAGGAAAUUCCCUGGGAAAUGGGAAUUCCUCCCGAAGGGCGGGGCCAGCGGCACCAGUGCCAGCGGUGCCAGCGGUGCCAGCUGUGCCAGCAGUGCCAGCGGUGCCAGCGGUGCCAGCGGUGGCAGCGGUGGCAGCUGUCCCCGUCCCCGUCCCCAGCACGGCGUACGCGGCCGAGGCCACCGACUACGACGUGCGGGUGCUGCUGCGCUUCCCGCAGCGCGUCAAGAACCAGGGCACGGCCGACUUCCUGCCCAGCCAGCCCCGCCACCGCUGGCAGUGGCACAGCUGCCACCAGCACUACCACAGCAUGGCCGAGUUCAGCCACUACGACCUGCUGGAUGUCACCUCGGGCCGCCGGGUGGCCGAGGGACACAAGGCCAGCUUCUGCCUGGAGGACACCACCUGCGACUUCGGCCACCUCAAGCGCUACGCCUGCACCGCCCACACCCAGGGGCUGUCCCCGGGCUGUUACGACACGUACAACGCCGACAUCGACUGCCAGUGGAUCGACAUCACCGACGUCCCCCCGGGGAACUACAUCCUCAAGGGAAUUUUCGGGGAUUUUCCCACAGAUCCUGACGGCAGCCGGAUCCCAGGAACGUCGCCCGUGCCCUUUCCCGGGAUGUUCCCGAGGUGGCUCCGCUGCGUUCCCAAAAUUCCUUUUCCCAAUAAAAAGCGGGGAGGCCACGAGGACUCUUUGGAAUCUUUUUUAUCCCGAAUUUUCCCGUUUUUCCUGGUUUUUCCCCCGUUUCCCGACGGAAUCCAAGACUGGAAUCAAAGCAGGGACCCCAAAAUGCUCCAGAAAAUCCUUGUGAUCCUACAAACCCUCGGGGAUUUUUGGGAACGUUCCCAAAGUGGGGAAGGAAACAGCUCUGGGAAUUUGGGGAGGGAAAUCCCAUAAUUUUUUUUUUUUAGGGAAUUUUUCUGCUUUCCCGCCUUUAAUAAAGCCGGAGAGAGCGGAAGUUGGGAUUUGGGAAUUUUUGGGCUGGGAAUGGGGUCAGGAAUGGGGGACAUUGGGAUUGGGAUUGGGGACAUUGGGAAUGGGAUUGGGGA